Messenger RNA from Rattus norvegicus (Norway rat), 16565 nucleotides. The record is from RefSeq and is a predicted model, not a curated record. Lineage: Eukaryota; Metazoa; Chordata; Mammalia; Rodentia; Muridae.
UAGCUCCGCCCCGCUCGGCCUGGGUGGCAGGGAUGGCCCGGGUCCUCCGGCUCUCGGCCCUGUGUGCAGCCGGCACGCGCGUGUCUCCGCGUGUCUGCGCGUGUGUGUCCGUGCGUGAGAGUGAGAUGAAGUGGAGUCCUACGCCUGGGUGCUUCCUCCCAAGUGAUUUUCAUCAGCAAUCCAUUAAGGGGAUCAUGAAAAAAAAAAAUCUGGCUAAAAGGAUGAAAACUGAGUAAGUACACAGAACUUUGAACUUGAAACGGAAUGAGACCAAACGCAAGCAAAACCCUGACAGUGACCACAUACAUCCAAACUGCUAUCCCCCACCCUCUUUUUAUGUUAAAAGCCGUGAACGCUAGCAGCCAAGUGGCAAUUUAAAACUGAACGAAAGGAAGCAGUUCUGCAACAUAAAAGGCUGAGAGCGGGAUGGCUUUAAAAGCGGAGGGAAAAUGAGAAACUGCUAGGACAACCUGGCCGGCGCCCAGCUGUGCAACAGGCUCUCCGCGUUUAAUCGGCUGCGUCUCUCAGGGCUGGUUUCUGCCUUCAGACCCGCAUUACUGUGCUUUCUUUUUGCCCCCAAAGAAGAGACAAGCUGAACUCCUGAGUUUAAGAAUGUUAUGGAAGUAAGACAUUGCCGGAAGGAACUCUUGGCAGCUGGGGAUGCAUUUGGAUGAUUUCUUACAACUAUCUUUAUUUUGACAUCUUAAAAAAAAAAAAAUCAGGGCAGUCACUUCUUACUGUCCUUCAUGGAAGGGCUAUUGUUAACCACCUCUGACCGCUGGGUCCUGUGAAUCUUUGGCAUGAACUUUCGGAAAGUUCUCCAGUGGAGAUGGGGCGAACUUGAUUAGAAUUGUGCAAAAGCAAGACAGAUGUGUGUUUUUUUCAUACUGACAACGUGGCCAGGGGCCAAGUGAACCUGGACUGGUCAUGGUCUGUCGACCUGGGUUCCUUUGUCGCCGGCGAUUUUGCCCCCGACCUUUCCUGGUGGGUUUGGUGGUGGCAAUCUGUCUCUUUUACCAGACCCUAACACUCAGAGGGACUAAGAAGAUUGCAGCGGAGGUCUCUGGGACUGUCCCACACACCCCCUCUCAAACUCAGGGUAGCAGAUGUGAGAAAGACUACCCGCAGGACAAACGGUGCUUCCUUCUCUCUGCCAACGCUCAAGAAAUCAGGAAGAUUGAAGAAUUGAUUGAGAGACACUUUGGCGGUCGCAGCAGAAGGGCUGUCCUCCAUAGACCUCCAUCUUCCAGUGGAGCAGAGCUUCAGACACACCAGAACCUCCUUGCUCAGCAUGGCUACAGUGUGGUCACUGUGGAAGAAAGACUUGGUGGUAAUCCGGGCCUGGAGCUGCUGGACCAAGGUGGUUUGAACUCCUGGGAUCUGUUCAUUUGCCUGCCUUCUAGGGAAGCUGAUGGGAAACCCUGCAUACCCAGGGAGCACAUGUGUCGACUAAGCCUACAUCAAAGGGUGAAUGUGUUACCAGAAAUACAGCCUCAGCUUUGCAGAAAAGAAGGCUUGUGUGAAAUAAUCAGAAGAUUUCCAGAACUGCGACUUCCAGUGAGUUCUUCUGUGUGCCUGGGUCAGGGGACACAGUCACGGCUGAGUGUUUCCAGUCAUCUCUCAAAAGCAGAGAAGCCACGUAUAUGGAAACCAUGGAACUGGCAACGCGAACAGUUGAAUCAGACUACACUCGUUGCUCCGCGUGAAGCAAUCUUCAGAGCAGAAGAGCUAUCUGUGAUUCUUAAAGCGUAUGUGUUGGUGACCUCCUUAAGGCCCUUGCGUGCCUUCAUUCAUUCAACUGGCACGGUAUGGAGCCCCCCGAAGAAGAAACGCUUCACCGUCAAGCUGCAGAUGUUUUUUGAGACAUUCCUGAGGACCAGUUCACCUCUGCAAGCCCUGGACAGCCUGAAGGAAGCCAUUAGCAAGCUGCUGUUGGUAGCUGAGGUGUUUAGUGACUCAUCUACUUUGGGACCAAAAACCUUUCAUAGAUGUAGGCACUGCUUUCAGCUUAUGACCUUUGACAUUGGUUAUGGAGAUCCGGGGAAUCCUGUGGUGCUGCAGGUACACGAGCGUUUAAAAUUUCACGAUGAUGAGAAUCUCCACGUAGAGGACCAAAAUACGGAAAGAAUCCUCUUAAGGGAUACUUUCGACUUCCUCUUCUCCAAUGCGUCUUCCCUUCCCGUGGUUUCUGAGAUGCUGCAGAGGCCUGAGAGGGCAGGUGCAUCUGUGGAUGGAAAGUAUCAGAAGGAGUUAAAUCAGUGCCUGUCGUUAGAGGAAAUUCACUCAAUUAGGACUUUUGUAAAGGAACUUGGGAAUCUGGGCCAAUUCCAACUGCUCUUCCCAUCCACUGUUCCUGGGAUUCAGUCUCUGAUGGGUGAAUUUUAUGAUACGGCAACUCCUGGCUCAGUCCUGUCCCACUACUGGUCUCUUUUAAAUGUAUUUGAACAAUUUUGGCUCGUGAAUAAAAAGGCACAGCUACAUUCACUGGAAUGGAAUUCUUCAACAAGGAACCAGACCGUUGAGAAACCACACAGGUCAUUGGAAGCCAUCCAAAGUAAAAAAGCUGCAGUUCCACAAGUUUUGUAUGAAGAUAAAGAUAAACAUUGCAGCGAUGAGGAAGAGGCACAGUGCCAGAUCAAGAAGAUUGUCACCUAUCCCCGUUUAGAACUGAGUCCCGAGUUUAAUGCGAAGAUCAAAGACUAUUACUGCGAAGUGCCCUUUGAUGUGCUAACCGUGAGGAUCAGAGCCGAGACUUCCAAGUGUCAGUGCAAGGUGCACCUGCAGGAGCAGACAGGGCCAAGCUUUGCCAACUAUCCUCUGGGAUUAGGAAUGAACAGAAUCUCCAUGCUUGUGGUAGAUGAAUCUCGAGCAGAGGGUGACGCCCUAACCACGUAUAAACUCACCAUCUACAGAGAAGACCGCCCGAGUCUGCCCUUCUUCGAGGACUUCACAGCGUGCGGCUUUGUACAAAUAUGAACAGAACUUCUGCAUUUCCCUAAGGUACGUGACAUGCUUAUGAUUAAAGAAGCCGUCCUACUUCUUAAAGAUUGAAUUAGAUCUUGCCACUGCAAAUGGGAAAUGUUAGCUCAACGGGACACUGAAGCUUCUUGUCCAACACCGAUAGCAUUGCUAACUAUGAGACACAGGCAUUUUCUCUGCGACGCUGUGUGAAGGAACAUAUUUCUUCAGAUUCCUUCGCACGGAAUUUGAUCAGCCGAUCCCCAUGUACAUAACUCAGUGCUCAGUCUAAUGAAAUGAGUGGUGUUUCGUGCUAUGAGGAAGCGUUCUAGAAUGUUAUAUUCUUUUUAACACCAUUAUCCAGUUGGAACAUUUUAAACCAUGAUGGUAAUAAUUUCCAGCUGUCUAAAACCCUAAAAGUAAAGUGCCACCCCCCCAAAUAUAUUUUGUUACCGAGACAUGUGUAAACAAUUAUGACUAUCUAAACCAUACUGGUAUUGGUUUUCAAACGCUCUCCAAACUGGAGGGAGAAACUGCCUCUAAGGAAUAUGUUGAUAAAUACAUCCGACUUCAAAAGUUGCCUUUUAGACCCACAGAAUAAAGAUUUUGCCUUUUAUUGGGUAUAAAAAAAACAGUGCAAAUUCUAAAUUUCCCAUUCAGAGACAGAGAGAGAGAGAGAGAGAGAGAGAGAGAGAGAGAGAGAGAGAGAGAGAGAGAGAAAGGCAUGCGUGCAGUUUAUCCUUCUGAUUUGGAAAAUUUGGAUUUUUCCAAGAAUUUUGGGGAGGGGGAAUUUGCAAGUGGAAGGACAGCCAUUCAUUUUCAAUGAAAUCCCAAUUUGGGAGAAAUCAAAGAGGAAUGAAAGUUCUCUUUGUCUCAGUCAAAAACUGGAAGCACAUAGAUUCACAUCACGCCAAGAAGGAACUCGAGAGAGCACAGACGUAUAAACCUUAAAAUGCUGUUUUUAGACUUUACUUCUUUAGCAAACCUGCCUUUUAUUUUUGCCGAAAUACCCCAGCAGACUCAUUCACGUUCUGAAUCCAUAUGAAUUCCUCACCUGUUAGCUGGGUGUGGUUUAAGGUGAGAAGAUAAUGGUCGGCGUGUUUGCUUUAGCACCAGAGGAAACAAACACAACUAACACUGUUGCUGGGUCCUCCCACCCCACCCCUGUCUGUAUUCUCUAGCUGCCUCUUAUACAUGCAUAAAAGCACAUAUUAAUCAGUCUUAUGUACUAUAACUUCUGGAAUUAGAUUUUUUUUAAGUUAAAUUAUAUGGACCAAUUCAAGUCCAUUCUAUUUUGAUGUAGGUCAUUUGAAUUAGAAGAGUUUUGUUGUUGUUGUUGGUUUUUUUUCCUUUUCCUUCCUAACUUCAGUCUUUCUUGAGUACUCAAGGACUUAGGGACUCUUAAGGAGGACACUGAGGACUGUUUCUCUUUGGAGGGGCAGGGAGAGGGAGAGGGAAAAGGAGGGGGCACCUUCUUGCCUCCACUUCCUGGAGGAAAGAAAUCAGCCUGGUUGGUUUCCUCUCCUCGGAGCAGUGAUCUGUGACAUCUGGAUGUCUGGAGAUAACUUGAAGAGAAAGAGGAAGUGCCGCCAUCUCCGUGGGUGUCGGUAGAGUAACAGGGCUUGAGGAAUGGUCUGAAGGAACUUGCUGAGAGCUUGUUAACAUUUUGUCAGCCCAAGGAGUUCUAAAGAUCAGCCAGGAAGUUUUCGGGACCUUUGAGAUGUUAUCUGUUCCAAGCCAUGGAAUACAGGAAUACAGACUUGGAGCCUGUAGAAAGCAAAGGAACCUGGGUUCUGUAGACAGGCAUAUUGGGGAUGCAACAAUGGAAGAGAAACACCAGAGACUUUAAUAAGCAUGCACAAGUUAAGUUGACUGAGACUCCAAUGUCCCAAGCAGCAUCCCCCACCUACAUGAAAUAUAGACAAUGAACUAGACCAAUAGCGACAGGCCUGGAAAAGAGAUUUGUCUCCCCUUGCUCUUAUUUCAACCCCAGAUUAAAGAGGGAUUGAAACUAAGAGACAAGAUAUGAGAACAGAUUGGUGUGGCCAUCCUCAAACCUUUGAGGCUGACUUUUCUGUUGCUGGGCAACCAUUCAUCCUAGACUUCAUAGUUGAAAACGACCCUCAUUUACUAGUGCAAAGUUUCCUAACACAGAAGCACAAAGAGAGUUCUCAGCUCAGGUCUUAAAAACUGAUAUCAAGAGGUUAACUGGGCCGAAUUGUACAGGUCCUGGAGAAGCAUUCACCCCCAAGCUCACCCGGGGGGAGACUGAAUUCAGUCUCUCCAAGCUGUGUGUGUGACUGCUGGCUGGCAGCCAAGGGCUGCUCACAGCUGCUGCAAGCUGUCCACAUCCUUGCCACGUAGUCCCACCAUCUCUUAAGCUGGUAGUGAACAGUAAGAGGUAGGAUCCCCUCUCAUGAUUUGUCUCUCCACCUUCUCCAUCUCUGACCUCAGGUUUAAGGUCCUUAAUUUAAGGUAAGCAGAAUCGGGAGUUUGACUACACUUUUCAAAUUCUGCAUUAAUGCCCUGACUAUGGAGGCUUAAAUCACUACAGGGAAAAGUACACCCACCCUAUUAGAUGGACAUAUGUCUUCCACCUACCAUCCUAUUAGACUUAUGUCUCCACCCACCGUAAGCUAUGGGGCAACAACUCUAUCCCACCUAAGGAGGGCUUUAGAUCCAACAUAAAUGUAAGUAAGUAAGCUGAUUUUACUAAGUGGCAAUGACUAAAGAAUGAUGAUUUAAAACUCUCAUAGCUUAAGAAGGCCAAGCCCAUUAAGAAAGAGGAUGGGUUGGUAUGUGGAACAUUGUAGUAGCAGUUACUGGAAAAAUAAAAUUCUAUUUCCCCAACUGAAAUUAGUACCAGGAUAACCUCACAUACUGGACAAUCUAUCCUAAGGCAUUCCCACGUGCCAGAUAUUAUUCUUGCCACAUCUUGAUCACUUUCAUAUAUAUAUAUAUAUAUAUAUAUAUAUAUAUAUAUAUAUAUAUAUAUAUAUAUAUGAAAGCGUGUGUGAGGGUAUGAUCAUCACAGCAAAGAAGAAGCACAAGAGGCAGACCUAGAUGUAAGGCCCCUUCUGUUCUGUCUGGUGUCGAGCCUUGAUACAGUAACUGUUAGACAAAAGGCUGGUCUUUAAGUGCUGUAGAGUUUUUACCCAUGAUGCCAAGUGAGGAAACGUAUGUAGCCACACAACAAAAUGUUUAUCAACGCUGUGGGUAUCUUCCCGAUCCAUUCAUGUGCUGCCCCCGAUAAUUUUUCAUUGGCUGCUAAAUAUAAUAUGUAAGUAUUAGCUUCUCUUCCUCCCAAGGUUUGUAGAUUCUUUAUCAAUUGAAGGGCCUACGACAGGUCUGGCUAACUCUAAAGAGCUAGAGGCACAAAUGCAUUCAGAGGUGGAUUAAUGCGAAUGACAGAAUCAGGACGAUUUUGAGGCAAGGGUGUGCGAUGCACUGUUGCAAAAGAAGUGCCCGCCCUGCUAACAGUGGAAGUACCUAGCCCUUGCUGGAUGACUGCUGCUGUUUUUUGGAAUGCUGGCUUGGUGGUGUCAGAUCUGAUCCUUCAGAAGAAACCAAAGAUUUGGGUUUCAAUGGAAGAUCUCUCCAGGAUUAUAUGUUGGUGGCUAAGCCUUAAGAAAGGAGCACUCCACAUGGCAAACAAACAAAGAAAUAAAAUGCUAAGAUCAGAGUCAACCCAGAGGCCAUUAGUUUGUGUCUUUUGAUGUUCUCCAACCCACUCACAUUAAUAAUAAUAAUCUAAAUCUCUGUGUGUGGAGAGGAAUGGACGUUGAGAAAAGAGGCAACGGUCAGAAUGAUUUAUACCGCUCAUGUCGAGUCCAAUUUAAAUUGGCAUCCAAGAGAAAGGGAACACUAACUGGUACAACUGGAAAAGUUGGUAGCUAUUUGUACAGUCGUGUGCUUAAAUGGUGUCACCUGUUUCUUUCCUGCCCCACUACUGUGCUUUCUAGUUGUCCCCCACCCUCACAUUUUAUAGAGGAGCUGUUGGGCAGACGUAUGUCCUACUUCUCUGUGUAUGGCUGUGGCCGUACGAGACUCCAGGACUUACCACAUUCCCAGAUGUUCUUAUAAAAUCUGCGAACAGCUCAUUAUCUGUGAUGGGACUUAGUGUUUGCUGUUGUUUGAUUUAAGCCAAUGAAGUCCCAUCCUAGAGACAGUGAGAAGCUAAUCCCUCACAAAUGCUAUGGCUGUCUAUGAACAAGAUUCAACUGCACAGAUACAAGCAAUCAACAAGGAAAACAGAGGGAUGGUGUUGAGGGAAAAAAAAGAAGAACAAGCCAGAGUCCAUGUAGAGGGCACCUUUUCCAGUCUUAAGACUUUCCAUCCAAAAAUUCUUAAUGAGAGUCAUACCUCCACUCCCUUCGAAUGGACUCCAUCCAUUUCUCCUACUGUCUGUGGAUCACCUUCAGUUAAGAAGAAACCCACCUUCAACUCUCAUUAGCGUUUCUGUCGGACUUAUUAUUUGACCCUCAUUCCCCGCUGCCUAAAGCCUUCCAUUAUGUUUACUUUAUUAGCCAAAGUUCUUGAGCACAGGGAAUAAAACUCAAUUCUGGCUAACCCAAGCAGAAGGGCAUACUCAGAGCCUGUCUGAUAACUCAGAGGAUUUGAGCUGUUGAGGGAAAGGUGAAAGAACUUGGAAAUAGAAUUAAAGAGAGUAAGAGGAUUAGUUAUGUCACAUCACGGAGCCACAUACUCUACAUGCCACCGACUACAGUAUCCCUGUACACAAUCCCUUUGCCAGACCCCAUAGGCUGAUGCUUUUACCUGUACUGCUGGUCACAGAGCUGUGACUGAAUUCUAAUCUGCCCCCUCAAACAAUGUGUCACUGCUCCAAGUUAAAAAGGUUGAGAUAAGACAUCCAGUUAGCUAAGUUUAGGUCCCAUGUCCUUGCAUAAUGUCCUAGACAGAGGGAACAGACAUUCCUGGUUUUAUAAGACAGAAUUCCUUCAAGCCAAGAAUGGAUUAGAUAAUGGAUGGUAACAAUGAAUGUCAUUACUCCUGUGAGAAUAAUUAUUGAGCCGCCCAAAAGAAGACAGCCACCAUGUUAGCAUGGGCGAAUCUAUUCUCCUUCCAAAAGGUCCCCAGUGAAGAAUGAAUAGCUAUCUUGUUUCCCUUUAACUGUGAAAAAUAUACAAUAAUUGACCAUCGUGGCAACGUUAGCUAACUCAGGCACUGUAGGGUUAAUAGGACCAAACAACUUCUGGAUCUCAUUUAAAUUUUCAAACACAGACUUUAAAAAUACAUGAAAAGCUGGAAGCGUGUUCCUGGUCUCGAAUUCUCUUCCCUUCAUUGUUUGGAUGUUUAUAAGCACCCAGGAUUCAUAAAAGCUCAUAAUAUCCGAGUCUGAGUCAAAAGCCCUGUAAAGCCCUAUGAGCAUUUCCCUUCCAGGCACUGCACAGCCUGCCCACUCCUGGCUACCUGGUCUGAGGUUUAAAGGGGCUGCCUGCCACACAGGACCUGAAGAUCCCAUCUACAGUUGGCCACCCAGUUUCUCUUAGCAUCCUGCGGUGUUCCCAACUUAAAUACAUCUAGGUUUUUAAGUGUUUCUGACUGCUUAUGUACAUUGGAGGUAUUUAUGAAUCCCUCCCUCUAGAGCACAGGGCCACUGGGGCCAGGGCUGCCCCUGCUGUUAUCAGCUGACUUCACUUUCUUUCUUCUUUGUCUUCUUUUUUCUUUAUGCUUUCAAUUCUCAAACUUGAACAUGUGUUGAUGAUGUCUCUGGAGACGCCUUGAAAGAAAUCAUGGGCCAACAUCAUGUGGUGGCUCAGUAAGACCUUGGGAGGAGCCCAACACUUUGCAUGUGUAGAAAGUUCCCAGAGUCUGCUUCUGCCUUGUAUCGUGUGUGUGUGCAUACAUAUAAUAUAUCUAUAUAUCAUAUACAUAUACAAUAACCUAUAUAUAAUCAUUCUACAUCAUAUCUAUAAUAUGUGUAUACAUGCAUCUAUACAUAUAUUUCAUAUAUAGAUUUUUAUAUAUGAUGUAGGGCAAUUAUAUAUAAUGUAAGGCAAUUACAUAUAUAUACAUAUAUAUAUAUGUAUAUAUAUAUAUAUAUAUAUAUAUGUGCUUUUAGGUUCACGCAGCUCAUGUGUAUGUCUCAUAGAAAGCAGCUCUGUACUCCAUGUUAGGAAAUGCUAUUUCUUAGCUCUUCAUAAACACCUGUCUUUGCUUGUGAAAAGCUUGGUUCUUAGUUACUGACAUCAGGCAAAUAUUCUUUUUCAAAAAGCAAAAUGCUCCUGUUAUAACUAGGCUUUGUGGUAUCCCUCAAAGACCAAAAUAUUAACAAGGCUUGGUCCGUGAUGUCACCCUUCGAAGGUGGAACCUACUGAGAGGUUUGAGCAUAUUUGGGACAUGCCCUUGGAGGGGAUUGUUACCCUAGUCUCUUCCUCUUCUCUGUCAUCCCUUGGCUAUGUGUUAAGCAAUUUUGUUCUGUCACGUGUCCCAGCUGGGAAAGACACUUUUAUGUCCAAAGUAACAGGACCAACCAACCAGCGACGGAGACCUCCAAAGCUAUGAAGCUCUGAGCCAAAAUAUACCUUUUGUCUUGAUGAGUUGAUUAUCUUAGGCAUUUGCUAUAGAAAUGGGAAACUGCCACAAUCUUAGCUGUGGUUCUUACAGUGAUUUGACUGCGAACCUGAUAUUGACUGCUUUUGUAAUAUAAUAUUGUAUUAUAAUACAAUGCAUUCCUAUUCAUUAUCUAUCUCACACUGCCCAGAUUUCCCGAUGCGAUGCUAAGCAAUGAAGAUAUUCUUCCUUUCUUUCUUGACAUCUUAAAGACUUUCCAGGACAUCCAUGAUUUUCGUAUCCAAAAUGUCACAUUAACUUGAGUAUUCAAACAAUUAUUUCUAUGACAUGAAUUACUACUUCAGCUUUAUUAGCUUUUGUCAAAUAUAAUUCAGAUAUAUUAAAACAGAUAAAUGGAACACAAGAAAAGAUGAAAUGUUCACCAAACAUCACGUACAAGACCCGCCAACCAAUGUGUUGGAUUGAAAAUCAUUACAGCGUUCAGUAGCAGGAUUUCUUGAUUUUGUUUGUUUAUGUUUGAUUUUGAAAAAGUUCUUUUAAGGAGCAACAACAUUUUGUUUGGUCAGAUAUCAAAAGUUAAAAAUUUCUGGGGCUGCAGAGAUGAGUCAAAGUUUAUGCUUGCAGCUCUUGUAGAUGACCCGGGUUCCAUUCCUGCAGCCACAAGGCAGCUCACAACCACCUGUAACUCCAGCUUCAGGAGAUCCUGCACCCUCUUUGACCUCAUAAGGCCUCUGUACACAUGUGGUACACAUACCUACACUCAGCCACUCAAACAUGCACAUAACUUUUUUUUUUGCCAGGAAGUGGCAGUGCAUUCGAUCCCAGGACUUGGGAGGCAGAAGUAGGCGAAUCUCUGAUUUGAGGCCAGCCUAGUGUACAGAAUGACACCCAGGAUAGCCAGGGCUACACAGAGAAAUCUUGUCUCAAAAACAAAAACAAAAACAAAAACAAAACAAAACAAAAAAACAGAAAAAAAACAGAAAAAACAAAAACAAAACAAAACAAAAAAAGAAAAGGAUGAGGAGGAGAGAAAAACAAAAUUGAUUAGUAGUGAAAAUAAAAUAACUGUUUAUGUUUGAGAUACAAUAAAUAUUUUCAAACCGUCUUUGUUCCCUUCUCCUAGUAUUUAAUCAUGCUAGAAUGAUAUAGUGUUUAGUAAGCAUCUGACUGCUCUGUGUUAUUAAGACAGGGUGUUCUCUAGUCAUCCUUCUGAGACUCAGAGUUCUCCCCGUGUGAUUCCCAGUACACCCAUGGCCCAUGGCAGUUUACAAUGUGCUCUACACUGGUUUCUAAUUUUUUUCCUUACUUCCCCCUCCCUCCCUAUUUCUCUUUCUUCCUGCUUUCCUUCCUUCCUUUCUUUCUCUAUUGUGUGUGGGAGUUAAACUAUUAUAAUUCAGAAAAAGUCCUUUUUGCAAUAUUUUAAAAAUAGAAAUUUGGAUCGUCAACCAUUUUCUUGAUUCUGAUUGUUGUGCAUAUCAUUCACACGGGUUGAUAGAUUUCUAGUCUCGGCAUCAAACCAAAAUAUGAUUUCAUAUUUCUGUGGUUUAUAUAAACUUCAUGCUAUUGACAGCUAUCCAAGAUUUUGGAAAUAGUAUAAUGAAUGUGGCUAUUAUGACAAUCAACUUCUCUCUUAUUAAAUAAGUUCAGUAUAUCUGAUUCUGUCCAUUUUACAAGGCUAAUUUGAGUAAAUACAGUUUACUUACAAGUUACCGUCUGGGCCUCUUCGAUCAAAUAGUUUUUUAAGGAAAACAAUUAUCAAGUUCCCUUGGAAGGUCAUAUUUUGAAAAAUAGUGCCCAAGACAUAUAUGUACAUGUAGCCACAUAUAUACACAUAUGAAACAUGCACAUAAUACUUACAUGGACUGAAUGUGUCAUCACAAGGCCUGGAUUUGUGUGCUGGCUCUGUCACUUUUCAUCUCAGUGACACUGAACAUACCAUUUAACUUCUCAGAAAAUUGCUAUGUUAUGCAAAAUAGAUCGAGACACAGUUCCAACCUAUUUCACCGGGUCAUUAUUAAAAAAAUGAUAUGAAGUUUUGCACAAAAGCCUCGUGUGAAUGAGACAGUGUGCCUAUGGGAGGUGAGGUUUCCUAGUCACCUUUAUAUUAGGCAGAGGAUUGAAUGGUUUCAGUUCAGUCCUGUGCAGGGCUUUUUAUCUUUCUCUGAUAAGAAACGGAAACCAUCCAUUUGCCUAAGAGUUUCAUGAAGUCAUUGUUUUUAAUAGCUGAGUAGUAAAAAGAACAACAGUAUCAACCAACCAGAAACCCCAGAGCUCCCAGGGACUAAACCACCAUCCCAAGAGUACACAGGAAUGGACCUGUGGCUCCAUCCACAUAUGUAGCAGAGGAUGGCCUUGUUGGGCAUCAAUGGGAGGAGAGGCCCUUGGUCCUGUCAAGGCUACACCCCCGUGUAGGGAAUGUCAGGGCAGGGAGGUGGGAGAGAGUGGGUGUGGGUGAGGGAGCACCCUUAUAGAAGCAGGGAGGUGGGAGAUGGAGGGGAAACUGUAUAACAUUUAAAAUGUAAAUAAAAAAUUGUACAAUGUAAAAAGAAAAAAGAAAGAAAGAAGGAAAGAAAGAAAGAAAGAAAGAAAGGAAGGAAGAAAGAAAAGGAACUGAAAUCACAUAUGUACCCAGAAUGUAAAAGGUGGAAUUGGACAAACACCUCAGGGCAAUAUCCUCUCUGUCCGUGCCCAAAGAUAGUUUAUUUUUUUUUUUUAAUUUUAAGAGGUAAGGUUAUUUUAGUUCCUUCUAAAAUAACCAUCAGGAUAAUCCCACGGUUUUUCUUUCUUCUAAAGUUGAGAAUCUAGAAACAGUUGAAAAUAAAGCGAUUGGCAACGGAAGUUUACUGGAUGCUUCUAGAAACCAAGGCAGAGGGGGAGUUCUUUAAUGUGAAAAUUCCUAAGCCUUAACAGGCCCUGAGCACCAGUGACAACUGUCGGACCGAGGACUGUGAACUACAAGUAGAGUCAGAUAAUUCCCAGAGAUAAAAAGCGUGCAUCUCACAUUUGAGUGGCAGCCACAUUUGACUUUCAAGUCCUUUAGGGACAGACAGGAUGAGAGAAGAAAGUUCAUGCAGCUGUCUUUGGUAACCAGUCAGUGGGAGCCAGCCUCUCCCCUUUCCUGGAGCAAGGCGGGGGAGCCAUGCUGAGAGAGACACUGGCCCUGCUGAUUAACAGUGCAUGCUGGAGAAGGAGGUCUCUAAGUCUGUCUACCCCAUCAGUCCUAGAAAUGUAAUUUAGGUGAUUAUUGCUGUGCCCAUGAGGUCUUGUGACCUUUUGUAAUCUGUUUGAAGUUGGCCUGCUUAUACUUGGUGAGAAAAGGAUUAACUCUGAGUUCAUGAAAUCUGGGUGCAACCAGAAAUAUGGAAAAACUAGAGAAAAAGGAGCCUUCCUCCAUCCCUGUAGAAAUGGGGAGGACCAGGAGGAGGCCACAGAAGCCAUUUUUAAGGGGGGUUUCUGGAAUACAACCUACAUAGAAAAGGGUCGCCCUCCACUUUCAGGACCACUUAACUGACAGGACCACGUUCUCAGCAGAUGGGGAUUCACGUUCACAAUUGUGAGAUUACUGAAAGGGAUUCCAGUAUAAAGUCGGCUGGGAACCCUAAUGAAGAGAGCAGAGGUGUGGUCUGUGAUUACAGUAGAAAGAGGAAAAAUGCUUUCAUAUAGUUGCAUCUGGGAUAAAAGCUAACUGCUCAGUGGGCUUGUAAGGUAUUAAAGAACUUGUGAGACCCGUCAGUUUCAACUCACCUUCAAGAGUCUUGUGCUCUUAAACUCCCAAGAGCUAAGGUCGGGUCCUUGGUUGACUCAGCAGAACACAGACACCUAGUGACAAGGCUGUUCUUCCGUUCAGUUUUGAUAGACUGGUGACUAGUCUGCAGACCUCUUAACCUCUUUAAUAUUCCACUUAAUUCAAAACUAAAUCUCUAUUUCAUAAUUCUUAAGACAAAAACCCCUCAAUAUCUCAAAAAUUAGUUCAAAAGGUCAGACUGGGUGUUAUGUAAAAUUCCAUCCUUUAAGCUAAUGGAUGUGCUUCUUUGAAGCUCAUCACCCUUGUCACCUAGGGGCUGACAGCUCUUCUGACAUACAAUAGGCAAUGAAAGGUGUCAAUAUAGCCAGUCAAUAAAUGAAUGAUCUAAUUCAGGCUGUGUACCUGGGAAAGAGCCUAAGCAGUCUAGAAUUGAUCUUCACUCUGUUCAGAUAACAGCGCUGACAUGUGAUUCCCGUCAGGCAUUAAUACAUUAAUUUUGAACUAAUAUCCAAGGUAAAUGUAAUUUUUCAUGCUGAAGGACUUUAUGUUUGGAAACGUUUUCCCCCAAGUGUGGAUGGCUCAGCCAUGUUCAUUUCACACUGGUCACAUCGCCGACACUCCUGUGUCCAUGCAUAUCCCUUCUACAUGCUUUCUCUUCACAAAUGGUGAACGGUGGACAUGGUGGACGUCUGCUCAGUGCACGUGUGAGGGAUGAGCAACUGUCUGCCCGCAUCACCGAAGGGAUCUCUACACUCAAUACCACCACACUCAUCGGAAAACCCAUUACUUUCUAAAAACGUAUGUAACUAGUAUGUGUGUGCAUGUGUGUAGUGCCUGUAUGUGUGCACAGCACGGAAGUCGUGAGGAGCUUAGCAGAGUUUAGAGAGGCAGUGGGAAUAGCCAAGCUAGCAGGCAUUAGCAGCUCUAGAGUUUUCUGUUCAUUUGAAGCUGGACCUAAGUUGGCUCAAAAUGUCUUCGUAAAUGAGCUGUCAGAUUCUACCUCUAACACCACCAUACACAUGCCAGUGAGCUCGCACACGGAAAAGAACAAAAAAGAGAGUAAGGUGGGUUCUGUCCUACUUGAAAAAUUCCCUGAGAGCCAGUCUGCUGAACCUGCCACCAAGACAGAUGAUUCCUGGAAUUUAUAGCCAAGAGAAAGGCAGGAAGGGGGAGCAGCAUUGCUCCUGAGGAUCGCACAAAGAUGUCCUUGCAUCUAGAUCCUUCUAUCACCGUAAUCACACAGCCAUUGGGAAGUCAGCAGCAGAGGAGACCUCUCUCUCCCUCUUUUUCACAGCCUCGGAGGAGGCGGGGGCAGCUGGGGCCAGCACAUGGCAAGCACAGAAGCAGCAGGGUGGAGCAAAGCAAAGACCGCCACCCUGGGCAACACCGACAAGCAUCCUAGGCCCCAUCACUCAGGGCAAACGCAUCCAAACACAUCUAAAAGUUUUGUCCAGGAAGACUAGAAAUUAAACCAGAAGUUAAUGUCUUUUCAGAAAAAGGAAAUUAUUUUCUUGCACAUAAAGCCUGUGUUCUGCGAAGCUCGGAGCAAUUAUGCUUGAGCUUCCUGGGUUAUGGAAGGAAACAUUAACUCGGGAUGGGGCUAGAGCAGCAGAGAGAAACUUCUGGGUCAAAAAGAUGCCGGAGUGAAUGCUCGGAGGCCCGUGAAGAGGCGGCUGUGGACUGGUGCACAGGGCUGUACCAGGUGUUUCAGUCUGCACCGUAAUAGCAAGGACUAGAAGCACGGUGAUGGAAAGAAAGGGUCACGGGAAGAAUACAGAUACAAGGAUUUGCAUGUAGACAGCUGGGGUUCGGGGGUGGCCACAUUAAACACACAGACAGCCUGCAGUUCACCAACAGAAUUUUGAAAAAAAAAAUGUGAUUAGUUCCUUUUGACUGGCAUACAAAACAGUGAGUGUCCGUAUGGCGUUUUCACCAUACACACAGUUUUUCCCCACCCUCUUCUGAAGCCCCUCCUGCUAGUUCCCUCCUCUCUCCUCUGUUCCUCUCUUCUUCCUCCUUCUCUUGUGCCACACAUUUUCUAAUUUUCUAUCCUUAAGACCUCUUUUCUCUUCCUACAGUCUCCUUUAUAGUCUCAUUAUCUAUAUUCCUUUACACACACACACACACACACAUACACACACACACACACGUAUGCACACAUAGGCAUGCAUACACACCAAACACGUAUCUAUAUAAACUAAUUCAGAGGAACUCAUAUGAGGAAAGAAACCAUAUUAUUUGCCCUUCUGAGUCCAGGAAAUUUCAUUUAAGGUAAUAAUUUCCAGGUUCAUUUAUUUCCCAGAAAAUGUCAUGAUUUCAUUUAUCUUCAUAGCUGAGGAAAAUUCCAUUAGGAGUUAGGAGAGAGCUCAUCCAGUAAAACAUCUGCUGCAUAAGCACGAGACCUGUGUUCGGAUCCUCAGCUCUCAUGGAGAAAUUGAGCAGGGUGGAACCCAUUUGCAGCCCCAGUGAUUGCUGGGAGAGGUGGGUUCAGCCAAGUAGAUCCCUGAAGCUCUUUGGCAUGUCAGCCUAGCUGUGUUGAUGAGUUUCAGGUUCACUGAGAGACUUUGUCUCAGUCUAUGGUGGCCUAAUAGCUGGUGAUAAAUUCAGAAUAAGCUUGGUAGAAUAAGCCCUAGCUUCUCCGUCUUCCUGUGUAAAACGAAGUAGCUGGUAACAAUAUGUAUACGAAUGGGCAUGAACGAAUCCUAACGAAGUUUAAUGUAUAAAGUGGAAGGUAGAGGACAAUUCAAAAGAUGCUAGACAUUGCCCUCUAACCCCAACAUGAAUGCAUAUAUCAACACAUUCACACGGACAUGCGCAUCACACACACCACGAUAAAAGGGCAGACAUAUUUAAAUAAACUCCCCUUUGUAUCUGCACCUCAUCUGAGCUUUACGGUACUUGCGAGCUGAGUAGCAGGGCUACCGGGAACUAACUGAAAUCUGUAGGGAGUUAAAGCUGGGGUUGCAGGCAAGGUUGCCUUUGAUACCAAGUGAAUCCUGAGCCUCUAAGCUACACGAGACUCUCCAAAGGAGAGAGCGGAGAAAAAGAGUCCAAGGAGAGCACCAUGCAGAAGCUCUGUGUUUAAGGGGUAGGAAGGGGCAAGCCGCAUAAAGCCAAGUGUAAGGGCACGGAGGAGAAGCAAGGGGUGCCAUGCCUUGGGAGCCCAAAUGAAAGGCGCACCAAGAAGGAGUGUUAGUGGAGAGCAAACAUCAGAGAAGUAUGUGUAGACAGGGCAAGAGUAAAACCAUAAGCUGACCUGUUCCUCUGUUCAGUUGGAAGAUUGGAGACCUUCAAGGGAGCUGCUUCACUGUAAUGUACAGGACAGAAG